CAAAGGAAUAAGAUCAUCACUUUAUAAACAAAAUCCCUCUCUUUGGCGCGACACAUAUUUCACUCCUCCAACGAACACGAACAACGCCAUUUUUGUCUGCCUUCCAUUGCCGAAAUAUCUCUGCUAUAGAUUUGUAUUUCCCUCUGGCUUUUCAUGGUCUCCCACAGUACAAGCUUAAACACCCAUGAACCCUGAGCUAACCCACAAUUUACACGAUCAAAUUACGAUCCUGACCCGCCCAAACAGUCAUGGGGAGAGACCGAAAUGACCCACAAACCAUAGAAGCAAAUCUCUCUCGCCGUGGCCUAAUUGUGGGGAACUACUGCCACGAUGUGCUGAGCCGAGACGGCGUCGUUAUGGGUGAGACUCUCGGUGGGGCCGUCUCCUUCAUCUCCGCGGUACUCGACGGGGUAUCCGUCUCGUACAAUCUGGUCUCCAAGGUUGGCCCGGACUUUGCCUAUACAACUAGUUGUAGCCCGAUUGUGAUACCCACUUCGAGAACCACUCUCUUCCACGCGCAUUUCGACUCGGAGGUCGAAGGGGACGGGCACCAGGACAGGAUCCUGAAACGGGGCGCCGCCUGCGACCCGAUUCGUCCGUCGGAUCUCCCCGAGACGAGGUUCGAUUUCGGGAUGGCGGUCGGUGUUGGCGGCGAGAUAUCGCCCGAGACGCUCGAGCGAAUGCUCGACAGUUGCAAUGUCGUGUUCGUGGAUAUCCAAACUCUGAUCCGAGAAUUCGACGGCGUAGACGGGACCGUGAGGCUUGUGGGGUUGAACGAGACUCGGUUCUUUCGGCUUUUACCGCGUAUUGGGUUUCUGAAGGCUUCGGCGGAGGAGGCUUUGUUUAUGGAUGUGGAGGAGGUGAGGAAGUGGUGCUGUGUGGUGGUGACGCAUGGGAAGGACGGGUGCACGGUGUAUUGGAAGGAUGGGGAAUUGGAAAUAGCGCCGUUUGUGACGAACCAGGUUGACCCGACGGGAGCUGGGGAUAGUUUUUUAGGUGGGUUUGUGGCGGGUCUGGUUCAUGGGUUGGCUGUGCCUGAUGCUGCAUUGGUUGGGAACUUGUUUGGAUCGCUCACUGUUGGGCAAAUUGGGCUGCCCAAGUUCGAUUCCAGGCUGUUGCAGAGAGUUAAGGAUGAGGUGCAGAGGAGGAAGAUGCAGUGCAUCAGCUGCAAUGAAAGACAGGAUGAUGAGCUGAGGUUCACGAAGCCAGCAGGGCAUGCACAGUUCCAUGCAUCCCUUGAUGCAGCCAAACUGACACCCGCCUGUGUGGUUCCUGAAUGUCCAUGGGAUCUUCCAAGCUCUCCUCCCAGACAAAUUCAAACAGUUGAGGGUAAACGCCCCAGUACAUCUCCUUUUUCUGUAUUAGAUGAUUGAGCUAGCAUAGAGAUCUCUUUCCAUGGAGGUUUUUGUUUGUUAGUUCUUCGCUUAGAAAUUCAUAAAUCACUCAAUAUGACAAGUUAAAGCAGUAAAUGCCUUGUAGCAAGAAAGCUUGUUAGUCUUGUGUAGGGCUCUAAUCUAGCCGUGUAUUCAAUGUUUUGAAUUUCGUUGGUUUAAUUUUGUUUUGAAUAA
Messenger RNA from Corylus avellana, 1568 nucleotides. RefSeq names its product pfkB-like carbohydrate kinase family protein (gene MIK). Lineage: Eukaryota; Viridiplantae; Streptophyta; Magnoliopsida; Fagales; Betulaceae. Gene Ontology annotation, molecular function: kinase activity. Gene Ontology annotation, biological process: myo-inositol hexakisphosphate biosynthetic process. The record is from RefSeq and is a predicted model, not a curated record.